Molecule: messenger RNA, 3518 nt
Organism: Esox lucius (northern pike)
Lineage: Eukaryota; Metazoa; Chordata; Actinopteri; Esociformes; Esocidae
Gene: b3gnt9
Product: UDP-GlcNAc:betaGal beta-1,3-N-acetylglucosaminyltransferase 9
Exons: 2
Coding region: 1246-2631 (461 amino acids)
Cellular component (GO): membrane
Molecular function (GO): hexosyltransferase activity
Source: RefSeq, a predicted model, not a curated record
CUGGGAUGUUUUCAGCUUCCCGGAAUUAUUACAUAGCAAAAAUCUACAUCUACAUUAAAGCCUUUUCAGGGACAUUUCUGUGUGUACUGAGACAAGAAGUUUGGUUCAAAAUGCAUUUUCAACUUUACUCCUAUUUGCUUUGGGCACAGAUAUUUAAAAAAUGUAUUGGGCUCAGAGGAGGGUAGUGUUUUGUUUUCAGGUUUUACUUUAUGACUUCUUCUAUCCUUCCCACAUUUUCCUAUCUACUUGUAUAUACGUUUACAUACGUUUAUAAAAACAGCUGUUAUUUGUGGUUGUAAUCAUUAUGUUUCAGUUAAAAUAAUACAAGGGAAGGCUGUGGAAUAAUUUUCACAACCACCCCCUUUUCCCAAAAUCACUACCACCCCUAGUUAUUUUUUCUUUCCGCAGAAGUUUAAUAGGAUAGAACAAUCCUAUAGAAUGGUUGCAAUUCGUGAUAUUUUUUAUGAGACCAUACUCAAAUAAUCAACGAACUGUCCCUUUACCACUAGUCUGGAAGUACAUGCGUAUUACAUUGAUAUAAAUCACUGUAAAGUACCACAAGUGUCUGACCAGAAAAAUAAGUGUUCUACUUCAUUAUUAUGCACCCCCUUGCUCCCCACUUUCCCCUUACUUCAUAUUCUUGGAGAGGCUGUUUCCAGUUGCUGUGCUGGCAUCUGGCGCACGGCUGGACGAGCGACUCCCACAUGUCACGUGGCCAGGGAAAAGAACACCAGAGCGAACAAUGUCUUGCCAAUUUUGCGCUUUUCUUAUAAAGUUUACUCUUCUUUAUUGAGCCUCCAUACACCAAGUAUGUAUUCAUUUCAUGUAUUUUUCUCAAUGUUAAUGUUCGUUUUUGAGUGACUACAGUUUGCCUUGUGUCAGAGACAUUUCAUAAAGGAACCAAAUGUUCUCGGGUUUGGAAGUGGACAAAUAAUUGCUUUUAUAACUCCAGUCUCUCGUGGGUCACAUGCUGCUGAAGAGAUGGGAUGGGAGUGUCAUGGACUAAAUGGAAAACCUGCCUAAUAUACUGGAUGAGAAAUAUCAAAACUGCAUUGGGUUGGGUUACAGAGAAUUAUCUUACAGGAACCCAGGGCCCCUAACUGUUCCCUGUUUUCAUAUUGAGCCAAUAAUCAACCAGGUAUAAAUAAUAAAGUGAAGAAGACGAAAGAUCAUUGACAAAGGUGUGGUUAAUUAAAUCUGCCUUUUUAGAUCAUAGAGGUACAUCAUUUUGUUUAGUGGGAAACAAUGAGGAGAAUUCAUAUAAAAGGAGAUGUUCUGUGCACCUUGUUCCUGCUGGGACUCCUCUGUCUGCUGCUGUAUGCCCACCAAAACAUCGCUCCCACCAGAAACUCCUUGCAUUUGGAGCAGGGCUCCACAAGCUCCCGUGCUCUUCUAGAGACUGCACUUGAGAGUGAUGAAACUAAACGUCUCUCCGCUAUGCCCUCAGUAAAAACAAAGUGCCAGUCUGAGCCACAGUCCCGUUCCAAGCUCCAGACCCGCUCCAGGUCCAAGCUUCAGUUGAAAUCCAAACCUCAGACCAAGACCAAAUUGAAAUCCAAGUCAAAGAAAAACGAGGGCACAAAGAAAAUGGCCCCAACAAAUGCUGCUCCAGUUUUACCCACACAACCACCUUUUGACUUUGAGGCUUAUUUGAGAAAUAAGGAUAGCCGGGACUUCAAACUACUGCUGGACCAGCCAGGGAAGUGCUCAGGCACGCUCUACAUGCUCAUUGCUAUCAAGUCGGUAGCAGCAGACUUUGAAAGAAGGCAGGUAGUACGACACACCUGGGGAAGAGAGGGUGUGUUUCAGGAUGGAAAGACAGUGAAGACUGUAUUCCUCCUUGGGGUACCUAGGAACAAAACUGCCCUGCCUUUGUGGGACCGGCUCCUUGCCUAUGAGAGCCACACCUUCGGGGACAUUCUCUUAUGGGACUUUGAUGACACCUUUUUCAAUUUGACACUUAAAGAGACCCACUUCCUCCAGUGGGUGAAUGACAGCUGCUCCAACGUCCAGUUCAUCUUUAAAGGGGACGGGGAUGUUUACGUGAACGUGGACAACAUUCUGGAGAUGCUGAAGGGUCGGAAGUUCAAUAAGGACCUGUUUGUGGGUGACAUCAUCCACCAUGCCCGUCCCAUCCGCCGGCGCAGCAGCAAGUACUUCGUGCCAGAGUUUGUGUACGGCCAGACUAUGUAUCCGUCGUAUGCCGGAGGGGGGGGCUUUGUGAUGUCUGGUCUCACUGCCAGGCGGCUGAGUGGCGCCUGUCGGCAAGUGGAACUAUUUCCCAUCGACGACGUCUUCUUAGGCAUGUGCCUACAGCGAAUUGGAGUAAUACCGUCGCGCCACGAGGGAUUUCGGACAUUUGGCAUUGAGCGCCCCUCCGCCGCGCCCCACCUCCAGGUGUUUGACCCUUGUUUCUACCGGGAGCUGAUGGUGGUGCACAGCCUGACGGUGCCACAGAUCUGGCUGAUGUGGAACCUCCUGCAUGACCCUCAGCUGAGCUGUCACAGUAAACUGGCCCCCACCUCGUGGCCCUUCAAGUGGGGGGCCAAGGUGUUUGGGACACCAGGGCAAAAGGACUCAGAGACUACAGUGAAACAGGAUUAUGUGGAUAACGUGUUUCUAAAGCAUUAAGGGUUUUGUGUUAUCUUAUUCAAAGGGUCUACACUGUCAAAGAGCCAUUAGGAUAAGGAAGCUGUGAUUGAAUGUUUUUUCUAGUUUUAUGUAGGUAAUACAGUAUCUUUUGCUUUAAAGUUUACAGCCAUGGAAAUUGUUUGUUUUUUCCGAAGAGAAAAAUCUGGUUUCCUAAACCUUUCUUUGUAAAAAUCCUGGAUGUUAAACUACUUUGUAAAUGUAAUGUCGUAGUAAUGUAUAACCUUGCUACAUUUAGUGCAGUAGCGUUCAGUGAUUAUGAUCACUGUUUGUGCGUGAUUACAUAAUGACAUAGACUUGAAAGGAAAUGAGAAUAGGCAUGCUCUAUACUUCAAAUGUAGCUGUGGCAGGAAGUCUAUAUUGUUAGUUGCACACCCUGGGAGAACCGACCUAGAAAGGUUUUAGAAGAGGUACAAACUUUGUUGCACAAAGAAACAAUUUACCCUUAAUGAAUGUUAUGAGCACAGUACUUUGUAGCUCACAAUUAAUGACACUGAAGAUGACAAUCACCAACGAAAAACCAAAGAUGAAAAGCCUAAUUAUUACCUAAAUGUCAGAAUGUGGUUAAGAUCAGGACAAAUGACAUAUUUGCACCAGGUACAAAACGGGCCUGGAGUAAACCCUGAACAGUUAUGUUGGGUAGACGGUGUGCUUUCAUUUAUAAUACUUCUGAUAAUCAGAAUCCAUACAUGCUGUUUCAUGUUGUUUUUACAUGUACUGUAUGUUCACCAAUCCUUCCAACAUUUGUGCAAAUGCUGUAAGAGGACUACAUUCUGUUGAUCCCAAAAUGUAAAGCAAUCAGUGAACACUGAAAAUGUCCCUGGUGGAAACAAAUGUGCAUGUAUUCCUUUUCUUUUUUUAUUUAAAAA